UCCGCAGUGUUUUUAACCUGCUGACUUCACCGGAGAACUAACCAGACAUUUUACCCUCAGUUUCAGUCUCAUUUUUCCCUGUAAAAACAGGCCAGGCUAGACCUGUCGAGCAGUAUCCCCACCACCACCUUUCGUGGAUUUUCUCCCCUCUUCUUGUUUUCCCCCAGCAGCCAAAUAGUCUGGUGCAUGGACAGGAGAAAAGGGGGAAAACAAAAAUACACUUUGGCGGAUUGUUAGCCGAACAUCAGGAGAAGAUGUGGUGGAAGGUAUGAUGAUGAGGAGGAUUAUCUGUGUGUAUAACUAACAGACAUGCAGUGAGGUGCCCUGGUUUGUGGAUCCAGCCUGCUCCAGUCAUCGAGCUGAGGGGGAGAAAUUGGGAGAAGUCGUGUGGAGCACAAAGAGCUGAUUUUAAAGCCGAGGAUUUAACAAGUUUGAAGCAUGCUCCUCGUGUGCUGACAGAGGACUGAAGGUGGGAGCACUGUGGUGGGUUUCUGUUGCUUUCUGUGCAGACUUUCCACCAUUACGCAAAGUUGGACAAUCUGGGAGAAGUUCCCACUCUGCAACCAGCCAUAACACUUGUUAAUGGAGGUGCUGUAUUUGGCCAACGCCUUAUAUUCACUACUGACUGUAUGUGUUGUGGUUUUUAUUUGAUAACCGCACUUAGUCUAUGUGUAUUUUUCUACUCCAGCCUUUUGACCACAGAGUGAGGCUCUCUGUACUGAAGUCCACUUUAAAUGCGGACUGGUCUGCGGUCAGUGAGUGCACAGCCGAGCCUCCGCCGGUGCCACUUGAUCUUUAAUUUAAGGCGAGACAUAAGUCGGUUCAUUUUUGACAAUUUUCUGACCACACUAUGGAGCUGACAUACAUCAGCGUUGUCCUGCUGGGGUGCAUCUUCCUGGAUUGGGCUCCACUGGCUUCUGCAGAGGAAGAGGUGCUGAUGAACACGAAGGCAGAGACUUCUGAUCUCAAAUGGACCAUCUUCUCGCGUGCCAAAACCGAGUGGGAGGAAGUUAGUGGUUUGGAUGAGGAGAACAACAGUGUGAGGACCUAUGAGAUCUGCCAGACUGACAGCUCGUCCAGCCACUGGCUGCGCAGUGGCUUCAUCCAGCGAAGAAGUGCAUCUCACGUCUAUGUGGAGCUUCGAUUCACCAUGAUGGAGUGUUCCUCCAGGAGCACCCACCACCGCAGCUGUAAGGAGACCUUCAAUCUCUAUUACUACCAGGCAGACUCGAACGAGGCCACGGCUACUUACCCUCCGUGGAUGGAGAAUCCUUACGUCAAGGUCGACACAGUGGCUGCGGACUUUCUACUGAGGAAGGGUGGGGAGCAGAAAUUCAAUUUGAAGACCUUAAGGCUCGGCCCUUUAUCUAAGAGAGGCCUCUACUUGGCUUUUCAGGCUCAGGGCGCCUGCAUGGCCCUGCUGUCCGUCAGGGUUUUCUUCAAGAAGUGUCCUCCCUUGAUUAAUGCUCUUUCCUCUUUCCCUGAGACUGUCCCCCGCACUCUAGUUCAAGAGGCUGAGGGUGUGUGUGUGGAGUACGCCUCCCUGCAAGGGCCCCGACCUUGGCCACCUAAACUCUUCUGCGGGGAAGAUGGCCAGUGGGUGGGCCAGGCAACAACCUCCUGUGCCUGCCUACCGGGAUAUGAACCUGCUGAAGGAAACACACGAUGCACAGCCUGCACUUUGGGUCAGUUCAAGUCAGGUGCAGAGGGACAAUGCACAGGCUGUCCAGGAUUCAGCCACGCCCCCACCACGGGGGCAUCAGUGUGUGUGUGUCGACCUGGAUACCUACGUGCAAAAUCUGACACUCCCGACGCUUCAUGCACUAGACCUCCUUCAGCCCCACGCAGUAUUGUCACCCAGAUCAACGACACCACGCUCAGUCUAGAGUGGAACGAGCCGCUGGACAACGGCAACAGAGUAGACCUGAGCUACGCUGUCAGAUGCUUUGUGUGUAGGUCACCCAAAGGACCUUGCCUGUCCUGUGGAGACAGCGUCAGCUACCGCCCCUCGCAGGACGACCUGCUGGGUCGCAGGGUUGAGGUGUGGGGCCUGCUGCCUCACACCACAUACACCUUUACCAUCCAGGCGAUCAACGGGGUGUCUCAGCUCAGUGGCAAGGACCCUGCCAGUGAAAGUGUCAACAUCACCACAAGUCAUGACGUGCCAUCACUGGUGUCAGUGAUUCGGAAGAGGGACUCCACAGAGAGCAGCCUGACACUUCACUGGUCAGUCCCUGCCCAGCCACACUACACCAUCCAGAAGUAUCAGCUACGCUACUGCGAGAAGGAGCGGCGUAGCGAGGAUCAGUGCCUCUACACAGAGAGUGACAUAAACGAGGCUGUGCUGACAGACCUUCGUAGGGCCACUCAAUAUGAAGUGCAGGUGCGGGUGCGUACCAUGGCCGGUUAUGGCAGCUUCAGUCCUGCAGCCUUCUUCCGUACCCUGCCUGAUGGACUCGAUUCUUCCUCCCAGUUCUUGAUACCUGGCAUCCUUAUCGCUGUUGGGAUGUUGCUACUUGUCACUUUUGUCUUUGUGGCCGCUUACUGCAUACGCAGACACAGCCGAAUAAAGGAUCCAGAGCUGAGUGACAAAAACAGCCAGUACCUUGUUGGCCAAGGGGUCAAGGUGUAUAUCGACCCUUUCACCUAUGAGGACCCUAAUGAGGCGGUGCGCGAAUUUGCCAAGGAAAUCGAUGUUUCCUUUGUCAAGAUUGAGGAGGUUAUCGGAGCUGGAGAGUUCGGGGAGGUGUGUCGAGGACGGCUGAGGGUCCCGGGGAAAAAAGAAAACUACGUAGCAAUAAAGACAUUAAAGGGCGGCUACACGGACAAGCAAAGGCGAGACUUCCUGUCCGAGGCGUCCAUCAUGGGCCAGUUCCAGCACCCCAACAUCAUCCACUUGGAGGGGAUCAUCACAGCCAGCUGUCCAGUCAUGAUACUCACAGAGUUUAUGGAGAACGGAGCUCUGGAUUCUUUUCUACGGCUGAACGACAGCCAGUUCACGCCCAUCCAGCUGGUGGGAAUGCUGCGCGGCAUCGCCUCAGGCAUGAAGUACCUGGCAGAGAUGAGCUACGUCCACCGGGACCUGGCUGCCCGCAACAUCUUGAUCAACAGCAACCUGGUGUGCAAGGUGUCCGACUUUGGCUUGUCACGCUUCUUGCAGGAGAACUCCUCUGACCCGACUUACACCAGCUCUCUGGGAGGUAAGAUCCCAAUCCGCUGGACAGCACCGGAGGCGAUAGCCUUCAGAAAGUUUACCUCAGCCUCUGAUGUGUGGAGCUAUGGCAUUGUCAUGUGGGAGGUCAUGUCUUUUGGAGAGAGACCGUACUGGGACAUGAGCAACCAGGAUGUAAUCAAUGCCAUAGAGCAGGACUACCGGCUGCCCCCGCCCCCUGACUGUCCCACCCACCUGCACCAGCUGAUGUUGGACUGCUGGCAGAAGGACCGCUCAGCGCGUCCUCGCUUCGCAGACCUCGUCAGCGCUCUGGACAAGCUGAUCCGAAAUCCCGCAUCACUGAAAAUAGUGGCUCAAGAAGGAGCAGGGCCAUCUUACCCCCUGCUGGACCAGCGUGCACCUAUAGCCCUCUCGUCAUGCGCUUCAGUGGGGGAAUGGUUGAGGGCCAUCAAGAUGGAGCGCUACGAAGACAGCUUCCUGCAGGCCGGCUUCACCUCAGUGGAUCAGCUGGCCCAGAUCACCACACAGGAGCUGCUGCACAUGGGCGUGACACUGGCCGGGCAUCAGAGAAAAAUCCUCUCCAGCAUCCAGAUGAUGACUUUUCGGAACAAGAGCACUACAACUGUGACCUUCUAGCUCACCUGCCUCCUAAACUGGUGAUGAACACCAGCACGUGGGUGCAGCUAUGUACCGACAGCACUCUGGAUCCUCUGUUUCAACAUGGACUCCCAAGAGAGAUUGACAGAAAUGAUUAGUGGCCAGGGAAUUU
Messenger RNA from Scomber japonicus (chub mackerel), 3941 nucleotides. It is a transcript of the gene ephb4a, whose product is annotated as eph receptor B4a. The coding region runs from base 851 to 3808 and encodes 985 amino acids. Gene Ontology annotation, molecular function: protein binding; ATP binding; transmembrane-ephrin receptor activity. The record is from RefSeq and is a predicted model, not a curated record. Gene Ontology annotation, biological process: axon guidance; central nervous system projection neuron axonogenesis; cell surface receptor protein tyrosine kinase signaling pathway. The transcript has 17 exons. Lineage: Eukaryota; Metazoa; Chordata; Actinopteri; Scombriformes; Scombridae. Gene Ontology annotation, cellular component: plasma membrane; neuron projection.